Messenger RNA from Mercurialis annua (annual mercury), 3766 nucleotides. RefSeq lists its product as uncharacterized. Gene Ontology annotation, molecular function: phosphatidylinositol binding. NCBI's taxonomy places the organism in Eukaryota, Viridiplantae, Streptophyta, Magnoliopsida, Malpighiales, Euphorbiaceae. The coding region runs from base 183 to 3335 and encodes 1050 amino acids. The transcript has 15 exons. The record is from RefSeq and is a predicted model, not a curated record.
UUAUAUACUUUGUCUCAAAUUCUAUUUCGUUGGAAAAGUAAGCAAAUAUAUUCAAAUUGACUUCAAUUUUCUGUUAAUUAGAUUAGAAGAAUCAUCCUUAAGCUUCUUCAAGGUUAAAUUAUAAAUUCAGAGAGUAUAAUUUUAGGUUUUUAUGUUAAUUAAGAAGACAAAAUCGCAAGAACAUGAAGGCGAUGGAGACGAUUCAGGAUCUAAUUGAAGAGGGUAAAGUUCGGACGGUGUGGUGGUGUUUAUGCAUCUUCGCCGUUACUUACUGCUUAUCUCAUACAAGCUCAUCAAUGUGGAUAAACCUACCGAUUUCGAUUCUGUUGGUUUCGGCAUUACGUGUUUUAUCUAAGGAGGUUGAGAUCAGCUGGAAGCCACGCAAGUCGCCACGUGCGCAGACGUAUUUGUCUCAUCUGGAGAAGAAGCAGUUAUCUGUGAAUGAUUCUAGACUUCCUCCUGCAGCUAUUCCGCCGAAGUGGAAACGGAAAAUUGAUUCGCCAGCUGUUGAGGCUGCGGCGAAUGAUCUUAUUGAUAAAGUUUUGAAGGAUUUUGUAAUUAAUUUAUGGUAUUCGGAAAUUACACCGGACAAGGAGGCGCCUGAGCUGAUGCGUGCUGUGAUUAUGGAUGCUAUUGGUGAGAUAUCGGGAAGGGUUAAGGAAAUUAACCUUGUUGACUUGCUAACGAGGGAUAUAGUUGAUUUAAUAGGGGACCACUUGGACCUUUUUAGACGGAAUCAAGCUGCGAUAGGCACUGAUGUAAUGGCGACACUUUCUACAGAUGAGAGAGAUGAAAGAUUGAAGCACCAUUUGAUGACUUCUAAGGAGCUUCAUCCUGCACUCAUUUCUCCCGAGAGCGAGCACAAGGUUCUUCAGCGUCUAAUUGGUGGAGUCUUAGCUGUGGUGCUGAGACCUCGAGAAUCUCAAUGCCCCCUGGUUCGGACAAUUGCUCGAGAGCUUGUAACUUGCUUAAUAUUGCAGCCUGUUAUGAAUCUUGCAAACCCUGUGUAUGUCAAUGAGAUAAUAGAAUAUAUUUUGCUUGCCAUUAAAGAUGGUAGCAUGAUGGAGAUGAGUGGUGAUCAAUCUUCUGCGGGUGCAAAUCCUGAAUUUUCCACAGAAAAAAAUUCGUCCUUAAAUAGUCGGAAUGCUGUUGAUAAGAGAAACUUUCAAGGGAGUGACACGACGCUGGCUAAAUUUGACGAUCAUCGGGAAACAUCCUUGGUUUAUGAAUCACAUCAGCAGGAAGCGAUGCAGCCUCGCCAUGGAGAUUGGGCACGGGGGAUAGAGGCAGCAACUCAGAGAAGAACUGAAGUUCUUACUCCUGAAAAUCUUGAGAACCUGUGGACAAAAGGAAGAAAUUAUAAGAAGAAAGAGACUAAAGGUCUUAAAGCAGGGGUUCCACAGCCUGUUGCAAGGGGCUCUGUUACAAAUAACGUGGAGCCUUCCAUUAAUAUGUGGAGCGAAGCUUUAACAAGCAAUGCCAUGAGUUAUACAAGAGCAGAGGAGAAAGCUGUAAUGCGGCUAACACCUCGUUUAAGUCAUGAUCAAACACUGUUGAGUGAUGAGGUUAAACGUGCAAAACAUUUUUCUGAGGAACUUAAUGAGAAGAUUUCUUUUGAUGGAGUGCAUGCCUUUGAUGAAUUUGGUACUGCUAAUAAUCCCUUGAUCAAUGAAACGAAGAGUGGACUUAAAAGAUCCAAUAGCACUUCGGCUCUAAGAGUUGAGCCUUUUGAGAAAAAGGCAUUUACGGGAGAUGGCAGAGGAUCCAUUAUUUCUGAGUUUUAUAGCCCAAAUAUUGGUAGAACUCUUGAAGAUCACACUUAUAAGAAGAUCUCUGAUACGGCUUUCGAUGGUGGGAGACCUCAUGUUCCUGAUCCUAAAUUGAAGUGUCGGGUUAUGGGAGCAUAUUUUGAAAAAAUUGGGUCAAAAUCUUUUGCAGUUUACUCAAUUGCAGUGACAGAUGCAGAAAACAGAACUUGGUUUGUCAAAAGAAGAUACCGGAAUUUUGAGAGAUUACAUCGACAUCUUAAGGAUAUUCCUAAUUACACGUUACACCUGCCUCCCAAAAGGAUAUUUUCUUCAAGCACAGAGGAUGCAUUUGUUCAUCAACGAUGUAUCCAGCUUGAUAAGUAUCUGCAAGAUCUUUUAUCUAUAGCUAAUGUUGCUGAACAACAUGAAGUGUGGGAUUUUUUAAGUAUCUCCUCAAAGAAUUAUUCUUUUGGAAAAUCUGCAUCAGUGAUGAGAACUCUGGCAGUUAAUGUGGAUGAUGCUGUGGAUGAUAUCGUUCGCCAAUUUAAAGGGGUUUCAGAUGGCUUAAUACGCAAAGCUGCUGCUUCACCUUCCCUCAUUGACGAUGCCGAUUCUUCAAUCUACAGCACAAAUUUGUCAUGGCAUGCAGAUGAGGCAAAUCAUCAUGUCUCAAGGCAAGACACAUCAGAAACUGCAAUCAGCUUUUCUGAUAAUGAAGAAAGCUUGAAGCAAGAAAUCCACGAGCAGGAGGAAGGAUCCAGUGAGCAAGCUAAUAGUUGGCAUUCAGAUAAUGAAUUGAAUGCAAAGGGAUUUCCACCUCAAGUGAUCAAGUAUGAUGAGGAGUCGAGGACGUUGGAUGAAAAGAACAAACAUGGCCUUCGGGCAACAUCUGAGCUGAUUAACAAGGGAGGGUUUCCUGCAGUAGCAACUUCCAGUCAUAUAGAGGAUCCAGUUGGAAUGCCACCUGAGUGGACCCCACCUAAUGUAAGUGUACCUAUGCUAAAUCUUGUCGAUAAGGUGUUCCAGCUUAAGAGAAGAGGCUGGCUGAGGAGACAGGUCUUUUGGAUAUCAAAGCAAAUUCUACAGCUAAUAAUGGAAGAUGCUAUUGAUGAUUGGCUUUUGAGGCAGAUUCAUUGGCUUCGGCGAGAGGAUAUUGUUGCUCAAGGGAUUCGCUGGGUGCAAAAUGUUCUAUGGCCAAAUGGUGUAUUCUUCACAAGAAUAGGGGCUUCAGAAGGCAAAGCUGAUGAUGGUCAAGCCAAUCUGGUUUCCUUCCAAGUUAGCCAAUUGGGUGCCAGUAAGGUCUCUAAACAAGGUUCUGGCUCUUUUGAGGAGCAGCUUGAGGCUGCUCGUAGGGCAAGUGACAUAAAAAAGAUGCUAUUCGAUGGAGCUCCUACAGCUUUGGUUAGCUUGAUAGGGAGCAAGCAGUACAAACGUUGUGCAAGAGACAUAUUCUAUUUCACGCAGUCAACAAUCUGUGUGAAGCAACUUGCUUAUGCCAUACUUGAACUACUGCUUAUAUCAGUUUUUCCCGAGCUUCAAGAUCUAGUGCUCGAUCUUCAUGGGAAGAUGCGUGUUCCAGUAUCGUAGCAAAUCUGCAACUUCCUCAUUUACUGCUUCCCUGAUGGUUGAUUGCCAUACUUGAUUAUGGCAGAGCUCAAAGUAUCAACAGCAAUUCCGAAAGAUGUCCACAUUGGUUUUGACUUUCGACGGGUUUGUCUGCAGUAUGCAUCUCAUCCAUCGUUAAAAAGGAAAGUGGUGCUGGGAGUGCGAGGGAAGGGAACGCCCGUGGCAUUCUUUUUUUAGAAAGUUAGAAGUAAGCUGUGAAGCUGAUUGAUUUAAACUGUACAGAGUGUGUAUAGAAAAUCUUUUUGUGCAUAGCAAGCUGCUGGCCUUUGUGAUGGGUUUUUGUUUUGUAAAGAUAGAGACUCCAUAUAGAGAGUAGCAAAUAUGUAUCAUUUGUUCAUUCAUAACAUUAACAUAUGGUUUGCAAUUCUAGCUAGUGCACAUUCAUUCAUUCA